Molecule: messenger RNA, 1422 nt
Organism: Eruca vesicaria subsp. sativa (arugula)
Lineage: Eukaryota; Viridiplantae; Streptophyta; Magnoliopsida; Brassicales; Brassicaceae
Source: the annotation of a GenBank genome assembly
AUGGAGACGAGCCAAGCAGGGAUGGGGAACACGGUGAUGUGUCUGUUAACAGACCCAGAAGGAACUAACUUAGGUUCUGCCAUGUAUAUUCCUCAAACCGCUGGUCCUUUACAGCUCACUCAGCUCGUCAACAGGUUCCUCAACAACGAGGAGAUGUUGCCUUACAGUUUCUAUGUAUCGGACGAAGAGCUUCUUGUACCUGUAGGAACUUACUUGGAGAAGAACAAUGUGUCUGUGGAGAAAGUUUUGACGAUAGUUUAUCAACAACAAGCUGUGUUCCGAAUUCGUCCUGUUAACCGUUGCUCACAGACAAUUGCUGGUCACGCGGAGGCUGUUCUUUGUGUUUCGUUUAGUCCUGACGGUAAGCAGUUAGCAAGUGGCUCAGGGGAUACUACUGUCCGGCUUUGGGAUCUCAACACUGAGACUCCAUUGUUUACUUGCAAAGGACAUAGGAACUGGGUACUCUCAAUUGCUUGGUCUCCAGAUGGUAAGCAUCUUGUGAGUGGUAGUAAAUCAGGUGAAAUCUGUUGUUGGAAUCCAAAGAAGGGAGAGCUAGACGGCAAUCCACUUACAGGUCACAAGAAAUGGAUUACUGGUAUCUCGUGGGAACCAGUCCAUCUUAGUUCUCCAUGCCGUCGAUUUGUAACUUCUAGCAAAGAUGGAGAUGCAAGGAUUUGGGAUGUUACACUGAAGAAAACUUUGAUUUGUCUGAGUGGCCACACACUUGCGGUGACUUGCGUCAAAUGGGGUGGAGACGGAAUUAUUUAUACAGGUUCCCAAGAUUGUACCAUAAAGAUGUGGGAAACUACUCAGGGGAAGCUCAUUCGUGAGCUGAAGGGGCAUGGGCAUUGGGUUAACUCCCUUGCAUUGAGCACAGAAUAUGUUCUUCGAACAGGAGCUUUUGACCACACUGGAAGGCAAUAUCCUCCAAAUGAAGAAAUGAAAAAGGCGUUAGAAAGAUACAACCAAACAAAAGGGGAUUCCCCUGAAAGAUUAGUCUCAGGUUCUGAUGAUUUCACUAUGUUCCUUUGGGAACCAUCUGUUAGCAAGCAACCUAAAAAGCGCUUGACCGGUCAUCAACAGCUUGUAAAUCAUGUCUAUUUCUCACCUGAUGGGAAAUGGAUUGCAAGUGCUUCAUUCGAUAUAUCAGUUAGGUUAUGGAACGGUGUCACAGGACAAUUUGUUACAGCUUUCCGGGGCCAUGUUGGGCCUGUUUAUCAGGUCAGUUGGUCUGCUGACAGUAGAUUGCUUUUAAGUGGCAGUAAAGACUCUACUCUCAAGAUUUGGGAAAUUAGGACAAAAACGUUGAAACAAGAUCUUCCUGGUCAUGCAGAUGAGGUUUUUGCUGUGGACUGGAGUCCAGACGGUGAGAAAGUAGUCUCUGGUGGUAAAGAUAAAGUUUUGAAGCUUUGGAAGGGUUAA